This is a messenger RNA of Haliotis rufescens (red abalone), 1901 nucleotides long. RefSeq names its product metal cation symporter ZIP14-like. The transcript is spliced from 8 exons. Gene Ontology annotation, cellular component: membrane. Gene Ontology annotation, biological process: zinc ion import across plasma membrane; intracellular zinc ion homeostasis. Lineage: Eukaryota; Metazoa; Mollusca; Gastropoda; Lepetellida; Haliotidae. The record is from RefSeq and is a predicted model, not a curated record. Gene Ontology annotation, molecular function: zinc ion transmembrane transporter activity. The coding region runs from base 159 to 1736 and encodes 525 amino acids.
GGCUACGAUUGCAACGUGGAGAAGAGUUAGCUGCCUUAGCUACAGAAGGUUGUCUUUAUAACUUCGUCUAACGUAACUCGGUGUUGAGGUUCGACUUGAACUAGGCUCCACUUUUUAGCUGCCUUCCUGUAUUUAAUCUGACUUAACCUGUUAUCGCCAUGAGAGGAAGAGUCUUGAAUAACGCCGUGGUGCUUGUCUUGUUACUGAAUCUAUGUAUGGACGCAUGUUACAACCAAAGUCACACGACGGCCCAACUGAGUACAUUGUUUCUACAAAGUGUGUUUCGUGGCAUAGAUAAGAAUGGAACACUUUCCUACGACCAGCUGGACACAUUUAUAGCAGAGGAGAGGAGCCAUGCUCAUAGACAUCCUGAUCCAAGGACCACGCCCACUCCUGACAAAGAGUCCAACAGUUUAGGAAACAAUUCUUCUUGUAUAGCGAUUGAUAACGAGACCACUUUGCUGGAGUGUAUGGCGCAUAAGUGUCUGACAGUGAAAGAUGUGCUUGCGUUAUAUGGCUUUCAUCCAACAUUCUCGUUCAACAUGACCUCCAUCCAAGCUAUGGCACCAGGCCUGCUGUAUAUGGUCACACAGGACUGUAGCAAGAUCCUUGACAGGCCAGACCACACCAGUACAAAUUCACAAGCAGCAGUGUGGGGCUACGGCUUUUUGUUUGUGACACUCAUCAACCUGUGCUCACUGGUGGGAGUGAUUGUGCUGCCAUUCAUGAAGAUGGCGGCCUACAAGCAGAUCCUCAUCUUCAUGGUAGCCCUGGCUGUUGGCGCCCUUGCAGGAAGUGGGCUGCUCUUCCUCAUUCCAGAGGCGUUCGGGCUGGUCCAGGAAAGUCAUGGCAACAUAGAUUACAUCUUUAAGGCCUGCACAAUCAUGGGAGGAAUCUACUUGUUCUACUUGACAGAGAGAGUCAUGCGUAUGCUGACAGACUGGAAGGAGCGGCGGAACUUGAAGAGAAAGAAUCCCAGUAUCGAGAGUGGACAAGACGAUGCUCCCCAUGGUCUGAUGGACAUCAUCUGCUCUGUGAAGAAGAACACUCCUGUGAACCAGGACCAGCUGUACAAGGAGGCGUCCACCCUGCCCAGCACUGUGUCCAGCAGCACGCAGCAGGAACUCUUCGACAAGAGCAGUGAUGAGUCCACGUAUGGACAUGACAACAAAAUGGCGGACAUCCAGGAAGAUGAGAAAUAUGAAGAAUCUAUGCCAAUGAAGUCACAUGGUCACAGUCAUCACACCAUCAAACCCCUGGCCUGGAUGAUUAUAUUUGGUGAUGGACUUCACAACUUCAUUGACGGCCUGUCUAUCGGAACCGCCUUCACCCAGAAUACGCUCUCUGGCAUCAGUGUGUCGCUAGCUGUCAUGUGUGAGGAGCUGCCCCACGAACUUGGUGACUUCGCCAUCCUGCUCAACUGUGGCAUGACUGUGAAGAAGGCCCUGAUGUACAACUUCCUGUCUGCCUGCAUGUGCUACCUGGGGCUGGGGAUCGGCAUCCUGCUCGGGGAGAACUCCUCCAGUCAUGACUGGGUGUUUGCUGUGGCAGGGGGGAUGUUCCUCUACAUAUCACUGGCAGACAUGAUGCCGGAGAUGAACAGUGCGUCGGAAGGGGAAGGCAGUCGCAGAUACGGCACUGGCCAGAUAUUCUUCCUCCAGAAUCUAGGCUUGAUAUCAGGGUUCGGCAUCAUGGUUAUACUGGCUAUAUAUGGAAGUGAAAUUAGCCUUAUAUGAUUCGAGAUAGUCGCCAACAAUACCAAUAGAAUAGUUAGACAUAUAACUCAGGUGCUAGUUAACGAGUGUCUUACACUGAUGAAGAAUACAUGCUGCAUUUUAUUGUAGUACUGAUGUCACAUGAGUACCUGUAUGUGCAUGUUACUGGAGUGAAUGUGUACCUGU